Molecule: messenger RNA, 1215 nt
Organism: Sciurus carolinensis (gray squirrel)
Lineage: Eukaryota; Metazoa; Chordata; Mammalia; Rodentia; Sciuridae
Gene: Coq4
Product: coenzyme Q4
Exons: 7
Coding region: 300-1100 (266 amino acids)
Biological process (GO): ubiquinone biosynthetic process
Cellular component (GO): mitochondrial inner membrane; mitochondrion
Source: RefSeq, a predicted model, not a curated record
GGGAGAGGAGGAAAUAGGCCCGAUAGUGAACCGCUAAGCUAAAGUGGUUAAGUUUCUUUGGAGGACUUUUCUGGGGUUGCGGGAAAUGGGGAGCAACUUAUAUCGGUGAAAGUAGCUUGUAGACAGGGUGCGUGGAUUUCCCUUUCAUGCUUAGCUAGGGCCCUUUCCUGUCGGGGCCACAAUGUCUCCCCUCAUGAGGCCACAGGCAGCCUAGUUUUUGGCCUCUCUGGCGCUCCGUUCCCAGAGAAAUCCGAAGCGUCGGCCUUGCCCCACCUGUCCUUCAGUGGACGCCGGCUGCCAUGGCGACGCUGCUGCGCCGGGCUCUGUUCCCUCUUCGCCGGAUCCCGAGCAGUCCCCGGCCGGCUGCAGCAGAUGUGCCCUUCCGGGCCAGGAGCCAUGGCGCCGGCCUGCUCUACCCCGACCACAUCCCCACCUCCCCGCUGCAGAAGGCGCUGCUCGCCGCGGGCUCUGCGGGAAUGGCGCUCUACAACCCGUACCGGCACGACAUGAUUGCAGUUCUAGGGGAGACCACAGGAUGCCAUACCCUGAAGGUCCUCAGGGACCAGAUGAAGAGGGAUCCAGAGGGUGCCCAGAUCCUACAGGAGCGUCCCCGGAUCUCACUGUCCACCCUGGAUCUGGGCAAGCUUCAGAGCCUGCCUAAAGGCUCAUUUGGCCGCGAGUAUCUCCGUUUCUUGGAUGUGAAUAGAGUCUCCCCAGACACGCGAGCGCCCACCCGCUUUGUGGAUGACGAGGAGCUGGCAUAUGUGAUCCAGCGUUACCGGGAGGUACAUGACAUGCUUCACACUCUGCUGGGCAUGCCCACCAACAUCCUGGGAGAGAUCGUGGUGAAGUGGUUUGAGGCUGUGCAGACUCGCCUCCCCAUGUGCAUCCUGGGUGCACUCUUUGGACCAGUUCGUCUCAGUGCUCAGAGCCUGCAAGUGCUGGUCUCGGAGCUGAUCCCAUGGGCAGUUGAGAAUGGGCGCAGGGCCCCAUGUGUCCUCAACCUGUACUACGAGCGGCGCUGGGAGCAGCCCCUGAGGGCCCUGCGAGAGGAACUGGGCAUCACAGCACCGCCCCUGCGUGUCCAGGGCCUGGCCUAGUCUGAGUGCUGCGCCAGGGCACUGGUCUACCUCCCUACCCACUGCCUCCAGGGACAGAAGACACCUUUGCCACUACCUUUUCUCCUCCUUUUUGAACACUGACCUUUGGAUGUCA